UCUUAUGCGAGACGUCUGUCAGCUCGCUGGCCAGUUUGCACCUGAGUUUGGUGUCGCCUGUGUCAGGAGCGAAGUCGCUUCACGACCAUCCAGCACCCGUGUUUUCCCCUGUAACCCUCGCUAAGCGCUGUGCGGGCGGGGGAGAGGCGCCCGGGGCACGACACGCAGGAAGCGACUCCGCAGGUCGUCUCAGAGCCGUGUCGCCGCCAGGAGGAGUGACUUUCCUGUGGGCCCGGCUUCUCUGCUCUCUUCUGGAUCUCCUUCCCAAGGAUGUUGCAGCUGCGCCUGGUCCGGGGUGGGCUGGGCUUCCUCGGGGCCCGGCGGGUGUCGGUGCUGUCCCAGGCCUUCCAGAGCACCCAGCGCGUUGACUACCGGCCCAUCAAGAAGGUCAUGGUGGCCAACCGAGGAGAGAUCGCCAUCCGGGUUUUCCGGGCGUGCACGGAGCUGGGGAUCCGCACGGUGGCGGUGUACGCGGAGCAGGACACGGGGCAGAUGCACCGGCAGAAGGCGGACGAGGCCUACCUGAUCGGCCGGGGCCUGACGCCCGUCGGCGCCUACCUGCACAUCCCCGACAUCAUCAAGGUGGCCAAGGAGAACGAGGUGGACGCCAUCCACCCGGGCUACGGCUUCCUGUCGGAGCGCGCCGACUUCGCCCAGGCCUGCAUCGACGCCGGCGUGCGCUUCAUCGGCCCGGCCCCCGACGUGGUCCGCAAGAUGGGCGACAAGGUGGAGGCUCGUGCCAUCGCCGUCCACGCAGGCGUGCCAGUGGUGCCGGGCACGGACGCCCCAAUCUCCUCUCUGACGGAGGCGCAGGAGUUCUCCAACACCUACGGCUUCCCCAUCAUCUUCAAGGCGGCCUACGGCGGCGGCGGGCGCGGCAUGAGAGUGGUGCGCGGGUACGAGGAGCUGGAGGAGAACUACCAGCGGGCGUACUCGGAAGCGCUGGCCGCCUUCGGGAACGGGGCCCUGUUCGUGGAGAAGUUCAUCGAGAGGCCCCGGCACAUCGAGGUGCAGAUCCUGGGCGACAAGUUCGGGAACGUGGUCCACCUGUACGAGCGGGACUGCUCCAUCCAGCGCCGGCACCAGAAGGUGGUGGAGAUCGCCCCCGCGGCGCAGCUGGACCCUCACCUGCGGGACCGCCUGACCGCCGACUCGGUCAACCUGGCCAAGCAGGUGGGCUACGAGAACGCGGGCACGGUGGAGUUCCUGGUGGACAAGCACGGCCGGCACUACUUCAUCGAGGUGAACUCGCGCCUGCAGGUGGAGCACACCGUCACGGAGGAGAUCACCGAUGUUGACCUGGUCCACGCUCAGAUCCAUGUGGCGGAGGGGAAGUCUCUCCCAGACCUGGGGCUGCUCCAGGAGAACGUCCGCAUCAACGGCUGUGCCAUCCAGUGCCGGGUCACCACGGAGGACCCCGCGCGCGGCUUCCAGCCCGACACGGGGCGCAUCGAGGUGUUCCGCAGCGGGGAGGGCAUGGGCAUCCGGCUGGACAGCGCCUCCGCCUUCCAGGGGGCGGUCAUCUCCCCGCACUACGACUCUCUCCUGGUCAAGGUCAUCGCCCACGGCAAGGACCACCAGACCGCGGCCACCAAGAUGAGCCGGGCGCUGGCCGAGUUCCGCAUCCGAGGGGUCAAGCUCUCGGAGGCCGGGAUGCAGGAGCGAGGCGGGGCGAGGCCGGGCGGCCUGGUCGGGGGUGCUCGCCCUGUCGUCGCCGUCCGACCCCGGGGGGGCGGGUGAGCCCGACGAGAACGA
Molecule: messenger RNA, 1755 nt
Organism: Lepisosteus oculatus (spotted gar)
Lineage: Eukaryota; Metazoa; Chordata; Actinopteri; Semionotiformes; Lepisosteidae
Source: RefSeq, a predicted model, not a curated record